Molecule: messenger RNA, 2483 nt
Organism: Monomorium pharaonis (pharaoh ant)
Lineage: Eukaryota; Metazoa; Arthropoda; Insecta; Hymenoptera; Formicidae
Gene: Arfip
Product: arfaptin-2
Exons: 6
Coding region: 337-1371 (344 amino acids)
Biological process (GO): regulation of Arp2/3 complex-mediated actin nucleation; intracellular protein transport
Cellular component (GO): trans-Golgi network membrane
Molecular function (GO): protein domain specific binding; phospholipid binding
Source: RefSeq, a predicted model, not a curated record
GAGAGAGAGAGUGUGCAUGUGUGGUGCGCGCGCGCGGGCGUUCUGUGUGGCGGCAAGGGGGUGUAAGCGAGGGGCAAGAAAGAGAUGUGGGUGGUAGAGCAAGACAAGUGUUCAAUUUAAUGACGUUUUUCCGCGUCCUCUGUGAUUUUACGGUGCAGUCGAAAAUUUUAUUAAAACAUGUUAAGGAGUGUCUAAUUAUGAUACAGCAUCGAUGAUUCACAGCUAAUUCCAAGUGUGAUUGUAUAUUCCUUAAAACAAGGCUUCUUAAACGACAGGUAGAUCGAAUGUCAAAUAAGCAGCGACUGUAUUUAUUGCAUUCUCUGUCCAAUUAAUUGAAUGUCCCAGAUUACAGUUACAUCGAGUGGGAUGGAGCGUAGUAUUCAUGAAAUGUUGAAGGACGCACCUUCUCUAAAUGAGAGUGAUAACGCCGUACAUACCGGGACUCCACCACCUCAUGUACCAAACAACUGCAGCAGUGACAAUCAUCCGAGACCGGCUACCAUAAGUUUAGGUAGUCCUACAACUCAGAUUUAUGUCUGUAUUCCUACAGCAAUUGCAGUUUCGCCGAGUACGCCCGUUCAGAACGGCGAUACACAGACUAUGCGUACUACCCAGAGCAAAAUUGAGAGUCUGAAAAAUUGGAGUAUUUCUACAUAUAAAUGUACUAAACAAUUGAUGUAUGAAAGAUUAGGGAAAACGUCACGUACCGUAGACUUUGAACUCGAAACGCAAAUUGAAUUGCUCAGAGAUACUCAGAGAAAAUAUUGCAACGUUCUGCGAUUGUCACGAGCUUUAGCGUCACAUUUUCAUCACGUUGUCCAGACACAACACGCUCUUGGAGAAGCAUUUUCUGAAUUAGCACAAAAAUCUCCUGAACUUCAAGAAGAAUUUCUGUACAAUUCAGAAACACAAAGAAAUUUAACAAAAAAUGGCGAAACACUUCUAGGGGCCUUAAAUUUCUUCGUUUCCUCUGUAAAUACCUUGUGUAAUAAAACAAUUGAGGAUACGCUACUCACAGUGAGACAAUAUGAAACUGCAAGGAUAGAAUACGAUGCGUAUAGAACAGAUCUAGAAGCUCUUGUACAAGCUACAAAAUCAGAUAGUAAUAAUGCAGCAAGAUUAGAGGAGGCACAGAUUAAUUAUGAAGGACACAAGCAGAAUUUUGAAAAAUUGCGCUCAGAUGUUUCUAUCAAGUUGAAAUUCUUGGAUGAGAAUAGGAUUAAAGUAAUGCAUAAACAAUUGCUGUUAUUUCAUAAUGCUGUAUCUGCCUAUUUCUCGGGGAAUCAAACUGCAUUGGAGGCGACUCUCAAACAAUUUAAUAUCAAAGUGAAAUCACCGAACUCCACUUUACCGUCGUGGUUGGAGCAGUAGUUGAAUUAGAUUAAAUAUUUCGCCUUACCGCGAAUGAUAUGAAUCUAUAAGUGCGUUUUGUUCACCGAAUUGCAAAACGCAAAAGUAAAGGUAGGACAAUUACAAAAAAGAAACUUAAUGAUUGCCGGUACAUAUUUUGAGCUGCCGUUUAUUCUGAUAAUUUAAUAGAGAAUUAAAAAAUGCAAGAUUUAUGGUGUAUAAAUAGACUGAAUUUAAAGGUGUAAUAUCAUUAAUAUUUAUUAUUUUAUUACACACACACACACACAUACACAGACGCGCGCGCGCGAUGUUUACGAAUUUAAUUGUCAUAACUGGAAUUGUAUAAGAGGAUUGAUAUAUCAAGAAAAAAUUAUUUAGAUUUGGUCAUUUUUGGAUUGUUUGGACAAAAUUAUAAAAAACAAAAAUUUUUUUUUACUUAUUAUUUAUUUACAUUAAAUUAAUAAUAAUUUUAACAAUUCUUAUUAAUGAAGUUUUAUUUGACCAUAUUAUUUUUGUUAAUAAAUUGUAAAUAAAUGAUUAUUCUAAAAUGACUCAAGAAACCAAUUGCAAAAAUUUGAUCUCUAGAUCUAGUAUUUAUGACAUAAUAAAUUUUGAAUUUUUUGAAAAUAGUAUGGUCAGUGUGUUUAUAUCAGCAAUCAAUGCUAGAUGCAAUGCUUUUAUUGCCAAUAUUUUAAAUGAUAUUUUUAUUAAGAAAGGACAACAUGAAUAAAUAAGUCUAAACAAAUAAGUUAUAAAUCUAUGUAUCCAUCCAUCCAUCCAUAAUAAAAAAGGCCUGUAGAUGCGAGAAGUGGGCGUUUGAUCGCGCCAUAUUGUUGCCGCUUUUCUACGAUGCUGAUUGGUUUUCUCACUUGACUCACUUCGUGUUGCGAGAGUUCUAAUUUGACAGUUUAGUUAAUACAGGUGCGCACAAAGAGCGCGCUGCGUGCUAGUCCAUAAUAAGGAUGUGGAAACGCGAGAAUUUCGCUCAUGAUCAAGCGGUAUUGUUGCCACUUUUCCAUGAUGUUGAUUGGUUAUCUCGCUGCGCUUACUUCGUGUUAUAGAAAAUUGCAAAAAAAGAAACAAAAGAAGUUUUUGUAUUUUUGUGCCUGUAAUCGAACAGGAAUCUGAGGAAA